ACGCCCUCGUUAUUAAAUCACGCAAAAUGAAUAAUCAUUAAAAAUAAUUCCAAAGUAAAGUGUUAUAUCAAGUUUACAUGAUCUCUUUUAUCUUAUUUCCCUGCUAUUCUAGCGUUAACAUCCAUUAAAAAUAGUGCAUAGGUACAUAAGUAUCAUAAAUGCUAAGUCGUUAUAAAAAAUGUUAAAAAUAAAUAAAUAAAACUGCCAUAACGGAAUCCAAGUAAUUAUCACCAAAGUUCAACACAACUCGUCUACUGACAACGCUUAAUGGCAAUUUAGUUCUACUUGGCAUUGGCAAACCAGUUGAUGGUGUUGAACACCAUUAUUCAGACGCUAUUCUUCACUGCUUUUUGUGGUUGCAAAUUAUUGCACUAAACUACAUAAUAUUAAAAUACAAAACAAGUGCGCGACGCAGUGAUUUCCUGUUGUACUUUUAAAUUUGACCGUCAAAAUUCCGCCAGAACCAAUGGCUAAGGACGAAGAAGAGGACGAUAUCUUGCCCGACAAGGAUGCGGCCAAAGGCUUUUAUGCAAAAUAUGAACCCAAGGAAAUAUUGGGAAGAGGCAUCAGCUCCACAGUACGCCGUUGCAUCGAAAAAGAGACAGGCAAAGAGUUUGCCGCAAAAAUCAUCGAUCUUGGCGCGGCUACCGAAGCCGGCGAAACAAAUCCAUAUCAUAUGCUUGAAGCCACAAGGCAAGAAAUUUCAAUACUCAGACAAGUUAUGGGGCAUCCUUAUAUAAUUGACCUACAGGAUGUCUUCGAGUCGGAUGCCUUCGUCUUUUUAGUAUUCGAGUUAUGUCCGAAAGGUGAACUCUUCGAUUACCUCACCUCAGUUGUAACGUUGUCCGAGAAGAAGACCCGCACAAUAAUGCGACAAAUAUUUGAAGGUGUUGAGUAUAUACACGCAAAAAAUAUUGUGCACCGAGAUUUGAAACCCGAAAAUAUUCUACUCGAUGAGAACCAUAAUGUUAAGAUAACAGAUUUUGGUUUCGCGCGGCAACUGAAAGACGAAGAGAAAUUAACAGACCUCUGUGGUACACCUGGCUACUUGGCGCCGGAAACGCUUAAAUGUAAUAUGUUUGAGGGUUCGCCAGGUUACUCCAAAGAAGUUGAUAUCUGGGCCUGCGGAGUUAUUAUGUUCACAUUGCUGGUUGGCUGUCCGCCGUUUUGGCACCGUAAACAGAUGGUUAUGCUGCGCAAUAUAAUGGAGGGCAAAUAUAGUUUCACCUCGCCUGAAUGGGCUGAUAUAUCAGAGGAUCCAAAAGAUCUGAUUCGCAAAUGUCUAGUCGUCGACCCAGCCAAACGAAUUACAGUGAAAGAAAUAUUAAAGCAUCCGUACUUCAAUCAAAUGGUUUUAUGCCCUGAAUCGUCUUCAGAUGGCCGCACCACCUAUCAGCUCAAAUCGCAAAAUAUUCGCAACACCAGCAGCAAUGGCAAUCAGUUGUAUUAUACUCCAAGUUUUAGUAGAACUUUGACGAGCUACAAUAGCCACAGCAGACAACAUUCCACCAAUAUCAACUCUAAUAACUCCAUUAACAUAAACAACAACAACAACCGCAACAGCAUGACAAACUUGUACUUAAGCAAACAAGCGAAUAAUCAUAGCAUUAAGAAUACUCCAUCCACAACCUCAAAUUUCAACACAACAACUACUUCGAAUUGUACUUUCACUUAUCCGCAGUACAAUAACAAUAAUAGCCAAAACAAUUAUCCAAGCAAUGGCAAUAUGUAUGUAAAUUCUACGGCUGGUCCGUCUAUAUUCCUAUCAACAAACACAAAUAAUAACAGUAUUGGCAAUGUGGCGUCUAUGCCAACGCCAAUGCCGACGAUAUUUGCAACGCAGGAGCAACUAGAACAGCAACAAGACGAGCUGUUAUAUCAGCAACAGCAACAGCAGCAGCAAAAACAACAUCAACAAUUCAUGCAGCAGCCACAACAAGCUUAUGAACAACAGGUGCCAACAACGCAAUUCUACGAUCAAAACCAACUUCACCAACACCAUCACCAUCAUUAUCCGCAUCAUCCGCAUCAUCUAAAACCAUAUCUUCAUUAUUGCCAAAGCAAACAUGGCGAAAAGCCACUGCAACUAGACCAACAAGCAUCGCAAGAGCAGCAACAGAAACACGAUACAUAUCCAUUAACAGGUGUAGGCAUAUCAUCAUCAUCAUCUUCAUGCACAUUCGCUUCAUCCAGCAAGCUAACGUCAACGUCAAUGGCUACGAAAAUAGCAGCGGCAUCAACUGCGUUCGCUACGCCGGCAAACAGUUUUUCGCCUUGUUGUAUUGAGUCCCUAAAUUACUACGCACAGGUUAGGCGGCUUAAUUCCCACUUUGUAUCCAAUUGUCUAACCAUUUGUGGCUAAACUGAUAGUUUUUUUUUGGUAGCGUAAUUUUUUUUUUUUGGAAUUAUUCAUGCGUUGUUGUAGCUAUUUACUCACAAUUGCCUAUAGGUAUACGAAGUAGCCUUAGUUUUUAAAUAAAUUCUAAUGCUCGUCUGAUAAAAAAUUUCAUGUUUGUAUGGCAUAAUGGGUAUUAAU
Molecule: messenger RNA, 2536 nt
Organism: Rhagoletis zephyria (snowberry fruit fly)
Lineage: Eukaryota; Metazoa; Arthropoda; Insecta; Diptera; Tephritidae
Product: probable myosin light chain kinase DDB_G0271550
Biological process (GO): protein phosphorylation; glycogen metabolic process
Cellular component (GO): phosphorylase kinase complex
Molecular function (GO): ATP binding; calmodulin binding; phosphorylase kinase activity
Source: RefSeq, a predicted model, not a curated record